Messenger RNA from Cornus florida, 3912 nucleotides. Its product is annotated as receptor-like protein 7. The coding region runs from base 113 to 3139 and encodes 1008 amino acids. The record is from RefSeq and is a predicted model, not a curated record. NCBI's taxonomy places the organism in Eukaryota, Viridiplantae, Streptophyta, Magnoliopsida, Cornales, Cornaceae. Gene Ontology annotation, molecular function: protein binding. The transcript has a single exon.
AGUUAAUUCAUAUAUGCCAGAAUACAAUAGUUAAUGGGUCCACCCCAGCUCUAUCUUAAAACCACCACCUGUUACAAUACUUCUUCACUUCGUCUUCCCUUGUUGCCUAAAUAUGAGGUUUCCUCUAUUCCCAUGGUUUUUCUUGAUCACCACACACUCAAUCUUUAUCACUCCAAUAUACACCCAAUGUUUAGACCAUCACAAAACUUUGUUGCUCCAGUUAAAGAAUAACCUCAUAUUCAACCCUUCAUCUUCAACCAAGCUGGUGCUCUGGAACCAUAAUAUGGAUUGUUGCGAGUGGAGUGGUGUAAAGUGCGACAAUAUGGGUCGUGUUGUUGGUCUCGACUUGAGCGAUGAAUCAAUCUCUGGCGGAAUCCACAACUCAAGUAGCCUUUUCAAUCUCAAGUAUCUUCAAAGUCUGAAUCUUGCUAAAAACAGCUUCGGCUCUUGGCAAAUUUCAUCUGGGUUUGAGAAGCUAACUAGUUUGACAUAUAUGAAUUUGUCAUAUGCAGACUUGACAGGACAAUUUCCUAUUGGGAUUUCAGGUUUGACAAGGUUGGUCUCUCUGGAUUUCUCUGGGAAUUACUACUUAAAACUUGGCAACUCAAAUCUAAAAUUGCUUGUUCAGAAUCUCACGGAGCUCACAGAACUCCGUCUUGAUGGUGUAAAUAUAUCGUCCAAGGGAGAGGAAUGGUGCCAAGCCAUAUCUUCUUCACUCCCUAAUCUGCGAGUCUUGAGCUUGUCUUUCUGUGAUCUCUCAGGUCCUCUUUGUUCUUCCCUUGAGAAUCUCCGAUCCCUUUCGGUGAUCGAUCUGAGUCAUAACAAUUUGUCCGCCCCAGUUCCAAAUUUCUUUGCAAACUUCACCAAUUUGACAGAAUUACUUCUCUGGUAUUCUAAUUUGCAGGGAACAUUUCCGGAAAACAUCUUCCAUGUGCCAACUCUACAUAAACUUGACUUAUCAGACAAUAAAUUACUUCAGGGUUCUUUUCCAGAAUUUUUCCAGAAUGGAUCUCUCCAGACCUUAAUUCUUAGACACACAAAUUUUUCUGGGAUAUUACCAAAUUCUAUUGGUAAUCUUCAGAUGUUGUCCACGAUAGAUGUUCGGAAUUGCAGCUUAAGUGGAGCAAUCCCAAGUUCAAUGGCAAACCUUACUCAACUUGUUUAUUUGGAUUUGUCAUACAAUAUGUUUAUUGGUCCAACCCCAUCAUUUUCGAAGAACCUCACCGACAUAGACUUAUCCCAUAAUCUUUUAACGGGUACAUUUCCUUCCACCCACUUUGAAGGCCUAUUGAAUCUUGUUCUGCUUGAUUUAAGUCAUAAUUCGCUCAUUGGAAGCAUUCCAUCAUCUCUAUUAGAACUCCCAUCUCUGAUACAAAUUGAUCUUUCAUUUAACAAAUUUGAUGGUCAAGUUGAUGAAUUUUCUAAUGCUUCCUCCUCUCUACUAGAGUUCAUUGAUCUGAGUAGUAACAAUUUACAAGGGUCGAUUCCCAUGUCUUUCUUUGAGCUCGGAAGGCUUCUUACCCUUGUGAUCAAUUCCAACAACUUUAGUGGCCCAAUACAACUCGAAAAGCCCAACAACUUUAGUGGCCCAAUACAACUGGAAAAGUCAUUUAGGCCGAACCUUCUUUAUUCCCUUGACCUUUCAGACAACCAAAUUGAAGGGAAAAUACCGAACUGGAUUUGGGAAGUUGGGAAUGGAAGUCUCUCUGACUUGAAUCUCUCUCACAAUCUCUUGGUUGAUUUGCAAGAACCAUAUGUUUUACACCCCAACCUUGCUAUCCUUGACCUACACUCUAACCUGCUCUCUGGAAAAAUCCCAAUACCAGGAGAAUCAGCUCAAUACAUUGACUUCUCAAGUAAUAAUUUCAGCUCUUCUAUCCCUCCUACUAUUGGUAGUCUCCUCACCUAUGCCUCUUUCUUCUCUCUUUCAAAUAAUAGCGUCAUUGGAAACAUUCCUCAAUCGGUAUGCAAUAUGAGAUACCUUCAAGUUCUAGAUUUGUCUAAUAAUCGUUUGAGUGGCACAAUACCAUCAUGUUUGAUCCAAAGGAGUACUAGUACUCUUGGAGUACUGAAUCUGCAAAAUAACAGACUUAGUGGAAAUGUUUCGAGUAUUUUUCCAAACAAUUGUAAUCUACAAACUCUGGAUCUCAGUGGUAAUCGUUUGGAAGGGCAGAUUCCAAAAUCAUUGUCAAAUUGUAGAAGGUUGGAGGUUUUAAACCUUGGCAAUAACAUGGUAAGUGACAGAUUUCCGUGCUUUUUGGAGAACAUAUCUAGCCUACAUGUUUUAGUUUUGCGCUCUAAUAGGUUCCACGGUGACAUUAACUGCCAAGGGGAAAAUAAUCAAAGCUGGUGGAAUCUUCAGAUCAUGGACCUAGCUUCAAACAACUUUAGCGGCGCUCUAUCGUCAGGCUUCUUCUCAAAUUGGAAGGCAAUGAUGAUUGACAAUGAUAAUGCACAACCAAUGUUUAAUAAUCUGGGUUAUCCGUUAAAUGGUGGAUACUAUUCAGAUCGAGUGAAUGUCAUCUACAAAGGGAUAGAGGUGGAGCUGGUGAAAGUUUUAACUAUUUUUACCUCCAUAGAUUUGUCAAGCAAUAGAUUUGAAGGGAAAAUACCAGAUACUGUUGGGAAUCUCAAAUCGCUUGUUCUUCUCAACUUAUCGCACAAUGACCUUGAAGACUCAAUUCCAACAUCGUUAGGAAAUUUGAAGAAGCUCGAAUCACUUGAUCUUUCACUGAACAAGUUGACCGGGAUGAUCCCAACACAACUUGCAAGUCUUACAUUUCUUUCGGUUUUGAAUGUGUCAUACAAUCUUUUGGUUGGAAGAAUUCCGACGGGCUCUCAAUUUCAGACAUUCUCAGAAGCAUCAUUUCUAGGGAAUCCAGGACUAUGCAGCUUCCCUUUGAACACGAGUUGCAGUGAUACCAGAGUUGCACCAAAUUUCGAAGAUGGGCAUUCAACCUCGGAGUCGGAGGUCUACCUAAGUGCAGCAUUGGGAUUUAUUGUGGGCUUAGGAAUUAUCAUCUGGCCACUUGUGUUCUGUAGAAGAUGGAGACGAUGGUACUACAAACAUGUGGAUCGAGUGUUUCUAAGAAGAAUAAUACAGAGAAGAGUGUACAGAAAUUCAAUUCGACAGCUUUAGUUGGUGAAGAGAAGUGAAUUAAGUGAAGUGCUUGUGAUAAACUUGAAGUCUUGGCUUGAGUCAUUCCAGUGGAUGGAGAGUAAGAUCAACUAUCAAUGCAUGUGGUAAGCUUUCAAUUCAUUGUUUAAUAACAUAAAGGUAUUUAAUUGUUGUUGUUUUCAUAUAGAUAUAUAUUGCACUAUCUAAUAAUUGCCGAGAUGUUUGAGAUGUUAAUCCUAUUACAUAUAGUUUAUUUUGAGAUUUGUUGCAAUUUGUUUCAUAUAAUCCCUAAAAUGUACUCUUGCUUUAUAGCCUUAUAGGGUUUGAAGUUUGAACUGCUUGCAGGGCUGUUCAAUUCAAUGGGAGUAGGAAUUUCUUUUUCUUUCUUUCUUUCUUUCCUUUUUUGGUGGUUGUUUAGGUAAGCAUCAAACACUUAUUAAUCUGAAUUCACAAGGUAGCAAUAAAAGGAAAAAGGAAAAGGAAUCAAAGAUAUGAAAAAGAAAUGCUGAUGAUCUGAAAUCAUUUUGAAGUGUGAAUUCUCUAGUGUAUGACGCGAAGUUGUAUGGUAGGUGACUCACAUAGGUGGUUAUAUGGUAAAAACCUAUGCUCCUAAAUUUUAAAUGUAGAUUUUCUUCUUUAAUCUCUUGCCAUAUGGGUUGGGUUUAAUUUUAUAUUUGUGUUUUGAGAUUGGGGCGUCUCACAGAUGGGUAUGUUGCUUUAUGGAUGUUGGGUCAUCAAUUGCUUUGUAACACACACACACACACACACACGUGUGUGUGUGUAUAUAUAUAUAU